Solea senegalensis (Senegalese sole) is the source of this 937-nucleotide messenger RNA. RefSeq names its product retinoschisin 1a (gene rs1a). NCBI's taxonomy places the organism in Eukaryota, Metazoa, Chordata, Actinopteri, Pleuronectiformes, Soleidae. The coding region runs from base 18 to 800 and encodes 260 amino acids. The record is from RefSeq and is a predicted model, not a curated record. The transcript is spliced from 6 exons.
UCCAUCACUUCUGGUUUAUGUUGCUCAGUCUCCGGUCGGUCUCUUCUGCUUCAAGACGGGUUUGGACGAUGGCUCUCGACGUGCAGCGUUUCCCGCUGACCCUGCUGCUGCUUCUGGGUGCAAACGUGCUCGUCAUCACUUAUGCUCAAGAGGUACAAAGAGAACUCAACAUCAACAACAUCACCACGGCUCCUGUGUCCGAGACAUGGACCGGCAGGUCCUGCAAGUGCGACUGCGACGGAGGAGAAACCCCGACUGAGUUUUCCUCUGUGGGCUCUUCCACGGUGCGAGGAGUGGAUUGUAUGCCAGAGUGUCCGUACCACAAGCCUCUAGGAUUUGAGGCUGGAUCAGUGAUUCCUGACCAGAUCACCUGCUCCAACCAGGACCAGUACACUGGCUGGUUUUCCUCAUGGCUCCCAAACAAGGCCCGACUAAACGCUCAAGGAUUUGGGUGUGCUUGGCUGUCAAAGUUCCAGGACAACAGUCAGUGGCUGCAGAUCGACCUGCGCGAGGUGAUGAUUGUGUCAGGAAUUCUCACUCAGGGCCGCUGCGACGGCGACGAGUGGAUCACCAAGUACAGCGUUCAGUAUCGCACGGACGAGAACCUCAACUGGAUCUACUACAAAGACCAGACUGGAAACAACAGGGUGUUUUAUGGAAACUCCGACCGCUCCUCGUCUGUGCAGAACCUCCUGCGGCCUCCCAUCGUGGCGCGCUACAUUCGCAUCCUCCCCCUCGGAUGGCACACGCGCAUCGCUCUGCGCCUGGAGCUGCUUCUCUGCAUGAACAGAUGCAGCUGAGCGUCUCCUCCUGGCCAUGACCCAAAACCUGACCUUUCACCCCACUCAACCCAAAAAAACCCAAUCGUCAAAUUGUACAACCUGAUAUCACGUCCACGGAUUUGGGAAACAAAAGAUUAAAACCACAAUGCAUCCUA